CACGAAACCCCCGUCAAGUUUGUCUGCUUGGAACCAUACGCCAGGCACCGAACGUUGUUUUCUUUUACGAAGUGUCCCAAGGCAAGAUGGUGACCAAAAUUAGACGCAGAGCACUCAAGAAAAUGAGGAAGGGGCUCCGCCUAUCCAAAAAGGAGCUCCCUAAGAAACUGAUUAAAGGUUUGCCCAAAGAAGAAAUUGAGAAGAAAGGUGCUGCUGCAACUUACGCCAAGCUUAAUGGUGCCCCUCCUGCAAUCAAACGAGACUUGAACCGUGCUAAGAAGAGGAUUCAGGUCUUUAAGAGGAAGGGUGGCACUGUCCAGUUCGUGAAGCAGAUUCGCGCCAUCCGCAAUCGCCUCAAUGACAGGUCCCGCAAGAUCAGGAUGAGGGCUAAGACUCAUCGUAUUAUGGCGGUUCGAGCUAAGACCUUGGCCCUAGCUCAGAAGAACGCAAAGGAGGGUGAGACCGUCACUAUGAAGGAAGCCAUGAAGGUUAAGCGACCUCACAGGUACCGCGUUGUGAAGAUGAGACACGUGUACGAGACCCAGCUCAAUAUGAGAAGAAUGGCAAGCAAGAAUUAUUUCAAACCAAAGGUGAUGCGCACUCGUGGCAACCUGAAGCUGCGCAACAGCCUCAAGCCGGGCACCGUGUGCAUCCUUCUCGCCGGCCGCUACAAGUGCAAGCGCGUCGUGUUCCUCAAACAGCUCAAGAAGACUGGACUUUGCCUCGUUACAGGUCCGUACGCUGUGAACGGAGUGCCUAUGCGUCGCAUAUGCCACAAGUACCUUAUUGCCACCAGCGUCCGUUUAGACAUGAAAGACGUUAAGAUGCCCAAGCAUAUUACUGACUCAUACUUCACGGCACAGAAAGGAGCAAGGAAAGCCAAGAAGACUGUUGAAGAAGAUUGUGAUUUUUUACGUAUUUCAAAGAAGGGCCCCACCCCUCAGCGCGUAGCUGACCAGAAGUCCAUCGACCGUCAGCUGCUGGCCGCCAUCAAGGCGCGUAAGGACAAGAAGGUACUCACCAAGUACCUCAAGUCUGAAUUCGGCCUCAGAGGAAAGCGUUUCAUCCACAACAUGAAAUUCUAAGUAAAUCUCUUGGCGGA
Messenger RNA from Hyalella azteca, 1102 nucleotides. RefSeq names its product 60S ribosomal protein L6-like (gene RpL6). The record is from RefSeq and is a predicted model, not a curated record. Bases 87 to 1085 code for a protein of 332 amino acids. Gene Ontology annotation, molecular function: RNA binding; structural constituent of ribosome. Gene Ontology annotation, cellular component: ribosome; cytosolic large ribosomal subunit. Gene Ontology annotation, biological process: cytoplasmic translation; ribosomal large subunit assembly. The transcript is spliced from 7 exons. Lineage: Eukaryota; Metazoa; Arthropoda; Malacostraca; Amphipoda; Hyalellidae.